UAUUUUUAUAUAUUUUUGUCCAAGAAAGAAAUGCACAAGGACAACAUGUACGAAGUAUAUUUGUCAGUAUAUUCUGUAACAGACUUAUGUUUAGCUCCUAUUGAAACAAUAGUGGCUCUAUUCACUAUAAAGUACUGCGAAUCGUCGGUUGAUAUUAAGCUAAUACCAAUCGACCAAGAUCCGACUGAGCAAGCUUACAAAAUAGAUCUCUCGAGUUUUGUCUAUGAGAUUGUAAGCGAAGUACCUUGUUACGCGAGUUCGUGCGAAUUACCGUGCUUAAUUAUAAGUAAAUACAGUUGUGUGUCUGGUUUGUGUAUCGUUUUGCGUCAGAUUAUACAGGAGGUGGUUUCAGCACCUUCAAUGAACCAAUAUUUGAAGUUAUUAGGCUUUAGAUCUGGCAGCUUGAAAGUUUCCUCUGAGACAUGUGCGUGGACUAAAUUCUGUGAAGUCGAUCUUAUCUCGACGUUGAAGCACUUGAAUACAAAUAGUCUCCUACUCCCCACCAGCUUAGCUAGAUUCGAAUGCCACAUGUCUAGACCAAUCCGACUGCACAAUAAGCACAGAUAUCCAUUGGGCAAACAAUUUGCUGCGCUCGAUAUAGUUCAGCAGGAUGGGACAGAUUCAAGGGAACACGAAUAUGUCGAGGCUGUGCAUAUCACUUUAUCUGAUAUAAUUAUAUUUGUAUGCAUGCACAUGUUGCUGAGUACCUUCUCAAGCCAAACGAUACCAAAAUUAGUACCACUGACUAUCAAAUGGUACGAUAGAAUGUUGGCGGAUCAACGUAUGAAAAAAUGCAUCAGAUGUCUACCCACACAGAAGAGUCAUAAAUUAAGUGAGCUUCAGUACACGCUUCCAGCUGUAGUCGACGAGUCUUUAUACAAUAGCUCUCCUAAGCCGGGAAACCGCACAAAACAGGAAGACAUAGAACAUUCGUUGCGAUUAGUUGAAAGUAUGAAAGUGUCGAUGGAACUCGAUGCCGAGCCGUUCGGUGCAGAAGUAGAUGGACUGAACUGGACCGAUGUGCCUUACGAAGCUAGGCCGGAAAAUGGACACGUGCCAGCCACGCGACGCGAUCGAAAACGAGAGCAACUGCAGAACCUGUGCAAGGCAGUGCUGAAAUUGGCAAAGGACGAUGACAUUAUCGUAGACUUCUGCUCGGGUUCCGGACAUUUGGGGAUACUGAUAGCGUAUUUGCUACCUCGUUGCAAGGUCAUUCUGAUGGAGAACAAGGAUAGAUCCAUGGCUUUUGCCAGAGAAAGAGUGGAAAAGCUGAGGCUGACGAAUGUCCGGCUAUGUCAUGGUAAUUUCAAUCAUUUCAAAUUCAAUUUCGAUAUCGGCAUGUCGCUGCAUGCUUGCGGUGUUGCGACGGAUUUGGUUAUUCAAUCUUGCGUAGAGAAGAACGCGAUCUUCGUAUGUUGUCCGUGCUGCUAUGGCUUUGUGCAGGAUUGUCAUCGACUUACAUAUCCGCGUAGCGAUAUUUUCAAGGAGCAUCUUGGAAAUCGAGAAUACUCGUUCUUGAGUCACGCUGCGGAUCAGACGCAUCAUCACUGUUGCUCUGAACAGAAUGUCAAGACUGCGCAAGGAUACCGAUGUAUGACAAUCGUGGAUACGGACAGAAAGCUGUACGCCGAACAAUUCGGAUAUAAAGUUCAUCUGGGACAGCUGAUUCCACCAAUGUGUACACCUAAGAAUUACUUGUUAGUUGGUAUACCAACAAAUAGAACGGCGCGCGCUGAUCACUAUGAAAGUUGAUUAUAUUUUUACCAAAAAAAAAAAAAUUAAAUGCCAUGAAGAAAAUUAAAUAU
Odontomachus brunneus is the source of this 1805-nucleotide messenger RNA. It is a transcript of the gene Gstcd, whose product is annotated as glutathione S-transferase C-terminal domain-containing protein homolog. The coding region runs from base 31 to 1752 and encodes 573 amino acids. The transcript has a single exon. NCBI's taxonomy places the organism in Eukaryota, Metazoa, Arthropoda, Insecta, Hymenoptera, Formicidae. The record is from RefSeq and is a predicted model, not a curated record.